This is a messenger RNA of Punica granatum (pomegranate), 973 nucleotides long. NCBI's taxonomy places the organism in Eukaryota, Viridiplantae, Streptophyta, Magnoliopsida, Myrtales, Lythraceae. The record is from RefSeq and is a predicted model, not a curated record.
CUAUAGCUCCAUCGUCAUCAAGCCUCUGUCUAAUCAUUGUGAGACACUUCUUAGAAAAUAGAAACAUGAGGUCGCUUUGUGCACUGGCUCUCCUAGUUUUGGUCUCCAUCACUGCUCUCGAGGCCAAUGCGCAACAGCGCGGAGGCGUCGGUUCGAUCAUCAGCCUGCCUCUGUUCGAUCAGAUGUUGAAGCACCGCAAUGAUGCUGCUUGCCCCGGAAAAGGGUUCUACACCUACGACGCCUUCAUCGCUGCAGCAAACUCGUUCAGGGGUUUCGGGACGACUGGAGUCGUGGAAACUCGGAAGAGAGAAGUCGCUGCGUUCUUGGGUCAAACUUCGCAUGAAACCAGAGGGGCAGGGCCCAAAUCGCCGGAUGGACCCUUCUCGUGGGGCUACUGCUUCGUGAAGGAGAGGGACCAGAAGGUUUACUGUGAUAACAAACCCGGGUGGCCCUGUGCUCCUGGUCAAAAAUAUUUCGGUCGGGGACCAAUUCAACUUACGUACAACUACAACUAUGGGCAGGCUGGCAAAGCCCUAAAUGUUGACCUGCUCAAGAACCCGGAUGCGGUAGCCACCGACCCCGUACUGACCUUCAAGACAGCCCUGUGGUUCUGGAUGACCCCACAGGCCGCGAAGCCCUCAAGCCACCAAGUGAUCACGGGCCAAUGGAAGCCGACAGGAUCCGACUCGGCCUCCGGAAGGGUUCCGGGCUAUGGCCUCAUCACCAACAUCAUCAACGGCAAGGUUGAGUGUGGCAAAGGACGGAACUCGUUUGUGGAAAGCCGGAUCGGGUUCUACAAGAGAUAUGCCGACAUGUUAAAGGUUGGGUAUGGGAGCAACCUUGACUGCUACAACCAAAGGCCUUAUGCUUGAACCUUUGGCGUUACGUAAAUAAUUAUCGGAGCUUGUAAUCUUCCUGGUAUUAUUAUAAGAAUAAAUCGAGCUCCAAACAUAUACUUUGGGCUAUCAACUGA